Molecule: messenger RNA, 903 nt
Organism: Auanema sp. JU1783
Lineage: Eukaryota; Metazoa; Nematoda; Chromadorea; Rhabditida; Rhabditidae
Source: the annotation of a GenBank genome assembly
AUGCCCUUGAAAUUAAUACGAAAGUUGUCUUUUCGACACAAGAAAAGUGCUGACCGUGACGAUCUGAAGAUUACCGCAGCUUGUUCGAACGGAACCAUGCAUAAAUCAUCUUCUUCUAAAGGAUUAUUCCAAAGAGGCUCUACAAGUUCUGUCGAUACAAAUAACUCGACCAGCAGUUUUCCGGAAGAAGUUCUUUUGAAGAUAGUUGAUUCGGCUGAUAUUUUCGAGCAAAUUCGUCUUCGAGCAGUUUGUAAAACAAUCAAAAAUCAUGUGGAUAAUAAGUUGAAACCAUAUACCCAUUUGGAUGUUCAAAAAGCUGAUGUUCGUCAAAUGACGUCAUCUUCUGAUGGUUGGGUUCUUGGAGAGAACAGUCAAGUUGCUAUUAAAUUGAAGGAAAAAAAAGUUCGGAUAGUUGUUGAUAGAAAAUGGACAGCUAGAGAUAUUCAGGCAAUCGUUGGAUUGAUGAGUGUUUUUCGUAAAUCUGUGAUAGAAGCAACUAUUGACGCCCCGAUCGCCGAAUUAUUAGUGGUUUCCAUAUCUGCUUUGGACUUAAAUCGUUGGUAUGCUUUUCAAUGUUUCAUGAAAGCAAUGGAUGCCAUGGAUGAAGAUAUGCAUCUCCAAUGUGAAUUUACAAACCCUGGCGAGGUAUAUUGGCCGAAAGUUCAACAUUUAACAAUUCGAACAACUGAAAGAGAAGCACCCCACUUAGACAGAGUCAUCGAUUACGGCGUCAAAUGUAAUUUUGUAUUGGAACGACGAAAUUUGCAUCGAUUGCGAAUUGUUUUUGUCGACAUUGAAAUGACCACAAAGACUGUCAGUAAACAUCUUUAUAAUUUCAGAUGUUGGGCAGGUUCUGCCGGCUUUGACCAUCGGUUCGAGCAGCAAUUUGGUGUUUUAAUUUGA